Desarmillaria tabescens is the source of this 984-nucleotide messenger RNA. RefSeq lists its product as uncharacterized. Bases 14 to 859 code for a protein of 281 amino acids. The record is from RefSeq and is a predicted model, not a curated record. The transcript has 7 exons. NCBI's taxonomy places the organism in Eukaryota, Fungi, Basidiomycota, Agaricomycetes, Agaricales, Physalacriaceae.
UCCACCACUACGAAUGAGUGCCAUCGACAAUCUCAAACAUCACGCCCUUACGGACAAAGAUGGUAAUCCGAUACGCGGGAGAGAUGGUCAGGUUAUAACCGGGACGUCGAUGACGAUUGACCGGACAAAGCUAUCUCCUGGUUCUAUAGUCAUUGCAAAUAGUACCGGUAGUCCCGUCAUUCUGUCUCGUGAAGAAAUCAAUCGUGUUAUUCCGGAUAAGGGGCCAUUGCACCAUGCUUGCGGGGCAUGUCUUAAUUGCCCAAGUGCCGGCGAAAAGCAGUAUUCUCGCUGUGCGGGCUGCUCAACUACGUAUUACUGCAGUCAGCAAUGUCAAAAAGCGCACUGGCCUCAACACAAAUCAAUGUGUAAGGAGCGAAAAACUGCAAGAGCUCAACUAAAGGAGAGGGAAGAAAAGGCACGUUUGGCUGGGCAGGUGUAUUACGAUCCCAGAACCUUGACGGAGUGGUAUCGGAAGCAUGAUAGUGCUGUCGAAUUUGCUGCAUAUCAUGUUCUUGAGAUAUUCAAGGGACCCGAGCAUUCGCUCAUGGCAACCCACGUCGCCUACUUCGAAUUGGACCAGAAUCCAGAUAGCCCAAAUGAUGCAUCAACCGUAGUUUUGAAGACUGUCGUCGCGUUUGACCGGAAGAAGCUCGAGAAGAUGUUUUCCAUGCGUCCAGCAAAUAUCGAAAUGUGCGAACGCUCCAUCAAGUCUGGUUAUAUGAUACUGUUCUUUGCAGACGAAAAACAUGGCUCAAUGUGUAUGGAAAUGCAUCAGGCACCUGCGCCGGACUGGAUCAGACCGGUGGACCAGUGGAUGCUAUAUUUCAAGCUUAAGGUGAACAGGGAUAUAAAGAAGUGACACACGGAUAUACAACGGCUUGAUUGUGAGUCGGUGAUAUCAUUCAUAGAAUCGAUAUGGACUAUUGCCUUCUGUAUUAUCUCUGAAAUUUCUCCUCGUCUUAUCGAAUUGAAUAUUCAUUUUUU